Boeremia exigua is the source of this 2179-nucleotide messenger RNA. Its product is annotated as protein phosphatase-like protein 2C. Gene Ontology annotation, molecular function: protein serine/threonine phosphatase activity; cation binding. NCBI's taxonomy places the organism in Eukaryota, Fungi, Ascomycota, Dothideomycetes, Pleosporales, Didymellaceae. The transcript has 2 exons. Gene Ontology annotation, biological process: protein dephosphorylation. The coding region runs from base 252 to 1889 and encodes 545 amino acids. The record is from RefSeq and is a predicted model, not a curated record.
ACGGACUCGCGCCGUUUGCCCCUCUUUGCUUGCCCUGCGUGCCGUCGUUCGCUUGAGAGCUUGCGCUGAUACUUGGGAUCCUUCGCAGGUCGUUGACGUCACCCUCAAACGCCCGACUCUCCAACCAGCGACAUCCACGGUGACGACCAGAUUGUGAUCUUGCCACUCUGUCACCGCACGACCGCACGCCGUUCAACCUGGCAGGCAACAAACGCCGCAGCUUCUCCAGUAACGGAGGCUUGCUGAAUCGCAUGUUUGGCACCUCCCCUGGAAAAGACGACGAACUUGCUGUUAACGACAGCUCCGCGACCACCGACCCCCGAGGACCCGCGCCCGCGGCUUCGCACGACUCAGCUAUGGGAGGAGCGCCCGCCGGAAAUGGCCUGGACCGGAAGUCAAGCGAUGCCUCAAACCCCAACACAGACAAGAAGAGGCGGAGUAGCGGCGUGUCGCGCGCGCGGGACAUGUUCUCGAGCGCAAAGCAGUCGCUGCACCUGAGCGCCAAUCCCAACGCCGCCGCUGCGCCUGGCUCUUCGCCGGCCAAGAACGAGACCCCCAUGCAGAAGCUCGGGAAAUCAGACGCCGCCCUCAGCGUGCCGCAGGGCUCUCUCAACAACUCUGCGGGUGAGUCUGCGCCCACACCGCGGUCGACGUUCCGAGUUGGUGUGACAGAAGACAAGAACAAGAAAUGCAGGCGCACAAUGGAGGACACACACGCAUAUCUGUACAACUUCCUGAGCACACCUGCGCCUUCGUUUGGCGGCGAGAAGAGAGGCUCGACGUCCGACGCUGGCUCCGUGCAAUCUGACAGCACCAAUCAGCAAGUUGCCGAGACCGAUAACGGGUACUUUGCCAUCUUCGACGGCCAUGCCGGGACCUUUGCUGCCGACUGGUGUGGAAAGAAGCUGCACUUGAUUCUGGAAGAGACGAUCAAGAAGAACCCCAACACACCGAUCCCGGAGUUGCUCGACCAGACCUUUACAGCGGUCGACAACCAGCUCGAAAAGCUGCCCCUCAAGAACAGCGGAUGCACCGCAAUCACUGCGGUUCUGAGGUGGGAAGACAGAAUCCCCAACGCCCAGUCUUCUACUGGAUCGGUCCUCUUUGCUCCUGCUGCUGCGUCGGCUGUCAAGUCUGAGGCUGGGGAGAGUGCCCAGGUGGAGACCGCUGAGGCACAUGCCGUCGCAGAUCGGUUGCAGAGCGAGGCCAGCCGUCAGCGAGUGCUAUACACAGCCAACGUUGGCGAUGCGCGUAUCGUCCUUUGCAGAAAUGGCAGGGCCCUCCGCCUCUCGUACGACCACAAGGGCAGCGACGAAAACGAAGGGCGCCGCGUGGCCAGCGCUGGCGGGCUGAUUCUCAACAACCGCGUCAACGGUGUACUUGCCGUCACACGUGCGCUCGGCGAUGCCUAUAUGAAGGACCUGGUCACAGGCCAUCCCUACACCACAGAGACGGUGAUCCAGGCAGAUCAAGACGAAUUCCUGAUUCUAGCUUGCGAUGGCCUGUGGGACGUCUGCUCUGACCAGGAGGCCGUCGAUCUGGUCCGCCAGAUCCAGGAUCCGCAGGAAGCGUCCAAGCGACUGGUCGACUACGCCCUGGCUCGUUUCUCAACAGACAACCUGUCGUGCAUGGUAGUGCGCUUCGACAACAAGGCCGUGCGGCAACGAAAGAACGAGGGCGCCAUCGGCGUCGAAGGCGACCCGCUGACAGCCAGGGGCAACAUGACCGAGGCCGAGGCGAUUGUCGCGCAGGCAAGGCGGUCGAUUGGCGAGCCACAGCAAAGUGUCGAGAGCGCGGCCGCCAAGAUCAUCCAAGAAGAAGAGAAGACAGAGCCGGGCCCGGAGCUGAACCUGGAUGCAGCGAAGGCGGCGCAGAAGAACCCAGCUUAGAUUUCCUAGCUCGACGAGAUAUAUCAGACGAGGGGUGGCAAUGUGCUUUAAGGCAUCGCGAGGGCCUGGUCUCUCCUGUAUGCAUGCUCUGUGUUUGAGCUGUGUGAAGCCAGGCGUUCUGGCUGAGAAUUGACAGUUUCACUCGUGCUGUUUGACUAUUCCCACUCAUGGUGUUUAUCUACUAGACCGGCUAAGAAUUGCGAGUUCACACCAUGCUUUAUCUACCGGACUGGGAUGCCCCGCGUGCAGUCCGUGCGCCGUGUCGUGUCUGCAGGAGCUCCGACGUUCCC